Molecule: messenger RNA, 657 nt
Organism: Nicrophorus vespilloides
Lineage: Eukaryota; Metazoa; Arthropoda; Insecta; Coleoptera; Silphidae
Exons: 2
Coding region: 109-591 (160 amino acids)
Source: RefSeq, a predicted model, not a curated record
UCACCGUCUAAAUUUAGAAUUUUCUUGUAACAUAUGUUUAUUAGUGGGGGAGAUUUUCUAUAUAUAGUGGGUUUGGUGUAAAAUGCGCCAUUCUUUAAACCACCUCCGAUGAGCACGGCUCGACUCUUCUCUCCGAAUUUUUAUAAAUACACACGCCGAAGAACCAUGUCGUCGGAGAUACAGUGCAACAACAUCACCAGCUCCAAGAAGAACAAGCGCACCACCAAAGCAGUCAAACACUCCAAGUCUUUAGACGCUAUAAAGAAAAUCAUCACAGAAACCUCAGAUAUUGAGAAUUGUCCGAAUACCAGCGACAAAACGGCAAUCCUGAAAUUAGUCAAACGGAACCUGCAGAAAAUGUGCUUGACAAAGUCCGGGCCUCAAACUGAAAUAGUUGCGCUUCACGACAAUAUAUUGAGCAACAAUUCGGAUGGUGCCACCAAUAUCAUUCAAGUUUUCCGAUACGAGAACAGGAGUCGCUCCACCAAGGAGCUCUUAAGGAAGACCAUUCUUGAACGGAGGAAGUGUUCGGAAUAUGACAACCUGCACGCUGAUUAUAUGCAGAAGCAGAAGAUCUGGAGACCUUGGUAAGGUCCCGCCACGAAUGUUUUUUUUUAUUACUGUUUAUUUCCUUCGAAAGGGACCAAUCGAUAUUGA